AUGUCGAGAUAUUCCAGACCGCCGAACAGCUCGCUUUACGUGAGAAACUUACAUCACGAGACAAGGUUAGACCAGUUGAAGCUUUUGUAUGUAGUUUUGCUCGCUUUUUAUCUAAUUUGCGACCUGAAUUCUCUUGUUAGACCCGAAGAUCUUAGACGCUUGUUCGCCAAGUAUGGCCGAAUUACCGACGUUUACAUUCCGUUGGACUACUACACAAGAGAAUCCCGAGGCUUUGCUUAUGUACAAUAUCCUUUUUGUUUCUUAAGAGCUUUAUUUUGCCUGUGGUUUCUUUUAGUCUGA
This is a messenger RNA of Porites evermanni, 300 nucleotides long. The record is from the annotation of a GenBank genome assembly. NCBI's taxonomy places the organism in Eukaryota, Metazoa, Cnidaria, Anthozoa, Scleractinia, Poritidae.